AUGCACGGCCCUGUCACAGGGCAGCUAUUUGCUGUCAUUUAUCCUGUUCUCGCAGUUAUUGGCAUUCCUGGAAACCUCGCCGUCAUAAGUGUCCUUUCCUGGGGCAGGUGCGGAUUGUCCAAAUGCAUCACCUGUUACCUGGUUGGGAUGGCCACAUCUGACCUGCUGGUGUUGGUCUUUGCUGUAGUGUUAAACCGCAUUCAAAGCCUUUAUUUCCCCAACAGUUUCCUGUCCAUCAGCCCCUCCUGCCGAAUCAACGUGGCUUUAGUCUAUGUGGGGACGGACAGUUCAGUCUGGCUCACAACGGCCUUCACAUUUGAUCGCUACAUUGCUAUCUGCUGUGGGGCGCUGAGUGUUAGAUAUUGCCAAGCCAGGACAGCGAGGUUGGUAGCGAUCUCUGUCUAUACCUUCUUUGGCCUAAAGAAUAUUCUUUGGUACUUUGCAUUGGAGCCUGAGAAGAUUGUCAACAACGUGCCCUGGUUCUGUGUGCUGACACUGAGGUAUUACACCACUUCUCACUGGAUAGCCUUCUCAUGGCUUAACCGUGUCCUCACUCCCUGUGUCCCAUUUCUCCUCAUCCUCUUCUUCAACGUCCUCACCGUCAGGCACAUACUAUUUGCUAACCGGGUGCGGGCGAGGUUGAGGCAGGGGCGGAUGGUGGAUACAGAGCGGAACAACAGACAGAAGUCAAUCGUGGCUCUCUUCACCAUUUCCGCAGGCUUCUUCCUCCUCUGGUCCACCUACCUGGCUCACAUGCUCUACUAUCGCCUCACACGCACCUUCAGCUAUUCACCGGGCACUGGGGAAUCAGCCUACUUGCUGCAGGAGAUGGGGUUUCUGCUGCUGCUGGUCAGCUCCAGCACCAACACUUGUCUGUACACCUUCACCCAGUCCAAGUUCAAACAGGAGCUGAGGAAUGCUCUCCUUUGCCCGCUCAGGCUGUCUGGCAGGCUGCUAAAUGCAAGGCUGGGCUGA
Messenger RNA from Callorhinchus milii (elephant shark), 975 nucleotides. Its product is annotated as probable G-protein coupled receptor 139. Gene Ontology annotation, molecular function: G protein-coupled receptor activity. The transcript has 2 exons. The record is from RefSeq and is a predicted model, not a curated record. The coding region runs from base 1 to 975 and encodes 324 amino acids. Gene Ontology annotation, cellular component: membrane. Lineage: Eukaryota; Metazoa; Chordata; Chondrichthyes; Chimaeriformes; Callorhinchidae. Gene Ontology annotation, biological process: G protein-coupled receptor signaling pathway.